AUGGUCAUCACAGAUAGAAACGCAGGUUCUGCUAUGUCCAAGAAAGAGCCAGCUAAGGACAAAAAGCGUCGGGCAUCUCGUCCUCACAGUUUACCAUCGCCGGCCUUGUGCUGUGCCUGCGGCCUGUGUAUUAUGCUGGCCGGUCUUAACAUCACCUUGGUGGGAGUUUUCGCCUUCAGGACCCUGGUGCCUUCUGCCAACCCAUCCAUUGUUAUUGGACCCAUCCUGCUCCUUGUGGCCUUUUCCUUUUUUGGGGCCUGUUGCGUAUGCAGCCGACUGCCCCCGCCUCACAGCUCGCGUGGGGCCAAAAUGGGCGGUCGGGGCAUGAACCUGAUAGGGAACGGCGGGCUGGCAGGGGGGGCAGCGUUCGAGAUAGAGACCAGCGAGCACACGCUGCAGGACACGACAGCUGUGCAGCUCAGUCCCACGUCCUCCCCCGCGUCAUCCAGGGGAUCAAGUCCGGAAAAAGAAGCUCCUGACUCGUCUCUGCCUGCCACCUGCAAGCUCUUCACCAUGGAGACCAAUGGCUCGCCAGGUUGCACCGGCGUAGUCUUUUCAGCAUCCACUGCCUCAGGAGGGGAGGUGAGGCUCAACCUUCCACGAGAAGAACUGGCCACCUAA
Messenger RNA from Nerophis lumbriciformis (worm pipefish), 621 nucleotides. The record is from RefSeq and is a predicted model, not a curated record. NCBI's taxonomy places the organism in Eukaryota, Metazoa, Chordata, Actinopteri, Syngnathiformes, Syngnathidae.